Molecule: messenger RNA, 1017 nt
Organism: Anneissia japonica
Lineage: Eukaryota; Metazoa; Echinodermata; Crinoidea; Comatulida; Comatulidae
Product: 5'-nucleotidase domain-containing protein 1-like
Exons: 8
Coding region: 47-919 (290 amino acids)
Molecular function (GO): 5'-nucleotidase activity
Source: RefSeq, a predicted model, not a curated record
UCAGUUUUAAAAUUCUUUUGAUUGAAGAGGUUAGAAGAAAUUCAAGAUGUCAGCCACCAGUGAGGGUUUAGAUUCGACCUGUAGCUUCAGUGAUUUUGAUGUUAUUGGCUUCGAUCUUGACCAUACACUUUGCAAGUAUAAGCUAGACAUACUUUUUCCCCUAAUUUACAAGUGUUUGGUGAAGCAUUUGGUUGAGGAUCUCGGCUAUGAUGAAGAUAUUGCACGGCCUUUGGAAGAAGAUAAAGAUUUUGUAACAAAAGGUCUGGUAUGUGAUGUUGAAAAAGGCAAUUUUUUCAAGUUCUCAGAAGAUGGGUACAUCCUGCGUGCAAGCCAUGGUACGACACCACUCAGCGAUGACGAGAUUGAGGAGAUCUAUGGGAAAGAGCGUCACUGGGCGCCGUUUAAUAACUUUAAAGCCACCUUAAAGCAAAAUGCAACUGUGCAUUUCUUUGAGAACUACUUUGAUAUGCCUGGAGCGCUUGUAUUUGCCCGGAUGGUGGAUCUAGAAGAUAAAAAGGCUGGAAAGAGGUUGUAUGAGUACAAGUUCCAGAGAGAUAUUGCGGCAUCGUUUGAGAAAGUGUUCAGGCGUCAAGCAUAUGCCGAGGGUUCAGGUGGCUACUUCCCUAGCUACAAAGCAGACCCGUUGAAGUUGAUACAGCCUUGCAGUGACAGUGUCAAGCGGUGGCUACGAAGCCUCAAGGAAAGCGGCAAGUUUGUGUUCUUGAUGACAAGUUCUAACGUUGACUAUGGUGUUUCCCUGCUUGAGUACACUCUAGGAAAAGAUUGGCAAAGCUAUUUUGAUGUCAGUUUAUUCUACGCAAGAAAACCAGGAUUCUUCACUGAAGAAGAUCCAACAAAGCGCCCCUUCUUGGAAAUCAUCCAUUGUAGAUUGACUGUUGGCACACCAGGUUCAGAAUAGCAAGAGAUAGUUACACUUGAUCCGAUGAACUCGGAUGAAAAGUUGCAUGCUUUACAGAUUGGAUACAUAGGUAAUGGAGGAUAGUAAGUGUCCAGGAU